GUGCUUGGACUCAGUGUUGAUUCGGCAUUUGAAGUGAGCAAUGUUUGUGGCAAAAGUUUUGUUGGUCUGUGCGGCUGUUGUGCUGGUCAGCGGCGCUCCGGAUGGAUUUGGUGCACCUCGGCAGAUAACAGGCGACGGCUUAGAAAGAUCGAAGGAGAAGCUGGAGCGCUCGCUUACUAAGCUGGCAGCUGGCGAAGGACCCGACUACCGGGUUUCGAGGAUUUUGUCGGCUAGCGUUCAGGUCGUCGCUGGUACCUUGGAGCGAUACAACGUGGAGCUGAUCGAUAGCAAUCAGGAGACGAAAGUGUGCGAUGUUGAAAUCUGGGACAGAUCGUGGCUGCCCAAUGGCAUUGAGGUGACCUUUAACUGCCCCAACGAGCCCAAACUGGUUAGGAAUCACAGCGCCUGAGCAAUGCUUACAUACAAAAUAAAGCUUACAAAUCGUAGUAACUCAA
Drosophila hydei is the source of this 455-nucleotide messenger RNA. RefSeq names its product sarcocystatin-A. NCBI's taxonomy places the organism in Eukaryota, Metazoa, Arthropoda, Insecta, Diptera, Drosophilidae. The record is from RefSeq and is a predicted model, not a curated record. The transcript is spliced from 2 exons. Bases 41 to 409 code for a protein of 122 amino acids. Gene Ontology annotation, molecular function: cysteine-type endopeptidase inhibitor activity.